ACGCAAAACGCAGUGGGACUGUUGGAAUAUUUAGACCUCUCUCUCUCUCUCCCUCUCUCCUACACACACACACACACACACACACACACACACACACACACACACAUGGUGGGGGAAAUCUGGGUUUGAUUUUAAUGGGGAGUAGCCUACCCCGGGCUCGCUUUACAACCUAUGGAUGUACUGGACGGUUUUCAGUUGGUUUGAGCUCCGGGCGCGGAUGCAGCGGUCCACCUCCUCUCGGUGUCCCCCUCACUUUUUCACUAUGUUGCGCGUUUUCCUCGUCUCCUUGUAAUAUUUUAACGAGGCGAGUGUGAGAAACACUUUUGCGUUUGGAGAGGACACUUUCUGACGGAAGAGAACCUGAAGGCUAAUAACUGGUGUGGAUCUCUGGAGGGACGUCCUUUUAAAUUCAAAGACAGCGAGAUUCACGACUUGACACCGGGGAAGGGCUCUGGUCAGCCUGAAGUGAAGGGUCACUGAGCUCAGACACUCUCCUUCCCUCACACACAUAGGGGAAAGUCACACACACACACACACACACACACACACGGACACAUCUGCACGACGACACGUUUACAUUUACACACAGACUCUUGGGUACACGCACAAAGACUCAUCCGUGCAUAAACACAGACACACGCUCACACACAGGCCCCUCUGAGCAGGAUGAGGGAACCCUGGAGGUGCCUGCUGGGCCUGUGCCUCCUGGCAUGCUCAGCCUCCACCCACAGUGCCACCAAUCCCUUCGCAGGGCAGCAGACCCCCCCAGACCCUUGCUACGAUGACACAGGCGCAGCCCGGCGCUGUAUCCCCGAGUUUAUCAAUGCCGCCUUCGGCAAGGAGGUGAUGGUGUCCAGCGUCUGUGGCCGGCCUCCGUCCCGUUCCUGCAGCGUGGUGGAGCGGGGCGACGAUCGGCCUUCUGUGCGCACGUGCCAAAUCUGCGACGCAGCCGACCCCCGCCGUGCCCACCCUGCUACCUACCUCACUGACCUCAACUCAGCCCACAACCUCACCUGCUGGCAGUCAGAGAAUCUGAACACCUCGCCGCACAAUGUGACUCUCACCCUUUCACUGGGGAAAAAGUUUGAGAUCACCUAUGUCAGCCUGCAGUUCUGUUCACCACGACCCGAGUCCCUGGCCAUAUAUAAGAGCAUGGACUACGGCAAGACCUGGAUGCCCUACCAGUUCUACUCCUCACAGUGCCGGCGUAUGUACAACCGGCCCAACAGAGCAACCAUUACCAAGCAGAACGAACAGGAGGCUCUAUGCACAGAUGGCCACACUGACCUCUACCCGCUGUCUGGAGGACUCAUUGCUUUCAGCACUCUGGACGGACGGCCCUCCGGCAAAGACUUUGACAACAGCCCCGUCCUCCAGGACUGGGUAACCGUCACCGACAUCCGCGUGGUCUUCAGCCGGCCCCAGCUGCCCCGGGAGCUGCAGCUGGGGGCCGGAAGCAACAGCGGAGGGAGGGACGACGACCCCAUGGCGGUGACAUCCACACUGCCAACUUAUUUCUAUGCAGUGGGAGACUUCCAGGUGGGCGGGAGGUGUAAAUGCAACGGACACGGCUCGCGCUGCCUGAAAGACAAGGAAGGCAAACUAGUGUGUGACUGCAAGCACAACACAGAGGGACCCGAAUGUGACCGCUGCAAGCCCUUUCACUAUGACCGACCGUGGCAGAGGGCCAAUGCCCGCGAGGCCAAUGAGUGUCUGCCAUGCAACUGUAACCUCCAUGCCCGUCGCUGCCGAUUCAACAUGGAGUUGUAUAAGCUGUCGGGGAGGAAGAGCGGAGGCGUCUGCAUGAACUGCCGUCACAACACCGCAGGCCGCCACUGCCACUACUGCAAGGAGGGCUUUUAUAGAGACAUGGCGAGGCCGAUCACUCACCGACGAGCCUGCAAAGCCUGUGACUGCCACCCUGUGGGCGCAGCAGGCAAGACGUGCAACCAGACCACAGGCCAGUGCCCCUGCAAGGACGGCGUCACCGGCAUCACCUGCAACCGCUGCGCAAAGGGCUACCAGCAGAGCCGCUCACCCGUGGCCCCGUGCAUCAAAAUCCCAGUGGUCAACCCCACAGCUGUGGUGAGCAGCACGGAGGAACCAGCAGAUUGCGAGUCCUAUUGUAAACCAGUGAAGGGCAACCUGAAGAUCAACAUGAAGAAAUACUGCAAAAAGGAUUAUGCGGUGCAAGUGAACGUCCUGGACAUGGAGACGGUGGGCGACUGGGCAAAGUUCUCCGUUAAUUUGGUGUCCGUGUACAAGAGCCGCGGCGAGCCCCUGAAGCGAGGCGACAACAUCCUGUGGGUGCACAUGAAGGACCUGGCGUGCAAAUGUCCCAAGAUCCAGAUGAGCAAACGAUUCUUGGUGAUGGGCGGCAGCGACGGCGGGACGAGCCCAGCGACGGGUCCAGGGGUCGGGCCCGGGGGAGGAGCCACCAGUCCCGGAGCAGAGCGCGUGGGCCUGGUGGCUGAUAAGAACAGCCUGGUGAUCCAGUGGAGGGACGUUUGGACGAGACGCCUGAGGAAGUUCCAGCGCAAAGAGAAGAAGGGGAAGUGCAGCAAAGCGUGAUGGGAUAGCGGCGUUACCUCUCCCUCCAUCGCCCCACCUUCAUGAACCCUUACCCAAGCAUCUCCCUGUCCUCCCCCAUCACAGGAACACUGCACAUUAGAAAGACUGCAUGUACCCUACCUGUUUUAAGGACCACGUUUUGUGUAUAUUGUAUAAUUAUUUUCCUCUUUUUUUAAGUUUUGUCUUUAUGUCUUUUUUGUCCAAUUGGUUUGCCUUAAAAAGGGACCAUUAAAAAGGGUAUGAAGUGUAGACAAAAGCAGACGCCAUUCCCUCCCUCAACGACGACAGCGGAAAUGUCCACUCGUCCCCUGACUCAGACCCACUGACCCUCCGCUUUCUCUUCCUGUCAAGACUGACUGUCUCCUGACACUUUUUUUGACAUAUACAACACUUCACACACUUCUCUGAGGAUUUUAUUCAACAGUGUUUGUCACUGACUGAUUUCAGCAACAAGACAAGCUGCACAUCCUCAGCUUGGCCUCCUCACGUUUCAUUGUUGAAACAACCUCAGAUCAGCUCGAGCUGGACUGCCCGACAUGACAACCUUUCAACAUUUGCUGUUAAAAUGUUCAUUAAAAAAACGGGCCUACUUGCUUUAGGUCUCUGCAGUAACUACUACAGACUGUAACUAUGAAACUUGUGUCCUGUGAGGAACCAAGGGCUCCCUUUGCAGGGACGUUUUCCACAGCAAACCUCAGUCUCACCACCACUGCUGCUGCCACCAGACAGCCCUCACAGAAUAAACUGCUCUUGUAUCUUGCAAGUAUUUGAUGCCACUGCUCACAGUAGAGGUUAUAUUCUUCGUGUGGCUAUGUUUUAUCUCAUCCAUCCAUAUCCCAGCCGUAUCCUUUUUUUUGAGAUGUAUCCUUUUGUUUCAUUUUAAACAGAGCAAACCCGUUAGCAUGUGUGAGUCACAUUCCAGGCCUCCAGGGCUGUGCCUCUUCACCACCAGCCCCUCUCAUGAGUGGUUUACAAAGUCAUGCAUCACCAUCAUGACUCAUUGCUUGUCACUUUUUCUGGAAGACAGAUUAAGCGGUGUGGACAAAUGGCUGGAAUUUCAGAACAAUACCAAUAUUUCCAAGGAGACUUCUUUUUUUUCGCUUUAUGGAUAAUGUCUUCCGCUGGGUAGUGGCCUUCCAGAUGUUGCUGUGUGGCCAAUGUCAUUUCUUUGUAUUUAAAUGUCUGAACAUUUUCCUGAUGUGUCCAGUGACUGGCAGGCUUUUGUUUGCCGAAAUAAGAGAUUGAAACGAGAGUUCCUUUUCAUGCAGUAAAAAGAAAACAAAGUGGGAUAAACAACACAGUCGUGUUUCUCUCGAGUGUAUUUUGACAAAAUGAAUGAGGCUGGAAAGUUUUUAGUGCUCACUGAUUGUAUUAUGACAUGAGAGGAUCAUAUUUCAUUCCUCAUGUGCUUUGUUAUGUUUGCAUGUUUGUGGUUUUUGCUGGUCCAUCAAAACCGUACAGUGAGCAGAGCACGGACUAAACUAAAAAUGAGCAUCAAGAUCCAAAGGAAAACUUCCCAAGUCAUCUUCCCCCCACUUGCCUACCCUCACACAGUCCCUGUCAUCCUUUGCCAAAUAAGCAUAGUCAGUUUUUAAAUUCAAUUAAGAGACUAUGGAAGUCAGGACCAACGAAAACCACAGAGAGACCCGUCUGGUUGCUCUCAAGCUUUUUAUCUGCCUUUUGCUGUUAUUUCAUUUUGUAAAGCACAUUACAAUUUAUUUAAAUAGAGUACAAGAUAAACACACAGUUUUGAGGGGCACAUCAAGCCAGCGUAGCAGCGAGUGUGCCGACAGGCAUGUCAUGCUAGCGAGUGGUUACGCUCCUCUGGCUGCGGCCGUAUGUUUGGUUUGUCAUUCUUCCAAAAGUGUCUCUCCUCUGCUCUCUUCUCUCUGUCAGCCACCACCCUCCCCAAGCUCUCCUUUUUUUAACCCGUUUUUGCAUGUUGUGUAUUCAAUGUCUUAGAUAAGUGACAGCACAGAACAAGGCUGCCAAAACUCCUCAGUGGUGUACUGUACUGCACUGUAGCUCUUGUUUUCACGUCUUCCGAGAAUGUAUGUCAAACUGUGAAGAACACACACACGCAGGUGUAUGGUCUGAUUGUAAGUGUUUAUGAAAUAAUGUCACCAAGCUUAAGAAUGUGGACGCCAUGACAGCUGAUGCUAUUAUAAACUCUGAAUGGGAUGUUGUUCAAUAUGAUUGUGGAUCUUCAUGCUUAACUGUCUGUCUCAUAAUGACUUUUUAAUUAUCCAAAAACAACCAUAGACUGUCUAUAAAGAUGGAAAACACAUCUUGACUUCGCCUACAAUACAAAAAAAGAAGCCAUCUUGCUCUGGUGCGGGCUGCUCUCAGAUUGGUCACCAAACAAGGGAUUUUACCCCAAGAGACCCGUGUUUAGAGAGUGUACGUCAUUUCCAGGUACAUCAUUUCCUAAACGUAAGUGCUAAUAUUGUAGGCAACUAGACUUGCUUACGUUUCUUGAAGACGCUUCGCCUCUCAUCCAAGAAGCUUCUUCAGUUCUAAAUGACUGGUACGAAGUUGCAGGUUUUAAACCCUGUGUGGGUGGGAACCCUUGCAGAGUCGUAGGGUUUACGUGAGCUCUUAGUUUCAGAGUCGUUAGUUGCCUAUGAUAUUAGCACUUAUGAUUACCAUGGCCUGGAUGACUGAGAAUCUUCACCGACAUCAUUUCCUAAAGCUAACCUCCUUAUCUUUACUUGCCUCAACCUAACUUUCGUAACUUUACGUUAAGUACGUAACUUUACGAUAAGUACUUAAUGUCAUUCAUAGGGUGCUAAUUCUAUACAAACUAUUGUGUGUGCAUUUCUGUAGGAUAUCAAACAAACUGUUGUAUAAUGAUGAUGGCUGGUGACAUCAUUUGGAGCCAGGGUCUGCACAGCAGCAAUCUCUGGGAUAUCAACUUCCCACCCUUACACCCAUCCAACCAAUCGGGAGCAGCGCCACUGAUUGCGAGAACCCACAAAGUUGUCAGUCAUGACAGCAACCCCCCCUUUUUAUAGUAUCAAAUAACUAGUUAUAACCAAACCUAUUGGAAAAAUGAACACUUGAACAUAAUUUGACACAUACUUUGAUCUUUAAGUUUCGCCAAUGUCCCAUCUGCUAAUAUAAAGGGGGCGGGGUUUGUGACCAAUACCAGUACUACUGCAUUAAAGAUAUUUUGGCUUCACUUUCGGGGAGCUGUCAUGCCGUCCAUCUUUAUCUACAGUCUAUGAAAACAAAACCCCAAACCAAAAUGAGUCAUCACCCACUGUGAUUUCUGGUGUGUGACAAAAGAGCAAAGGACACAAAAAACAAAAUGGUGACAGCGCUAUACCCAGGGCGCAACCCACCGCUGGAAUUUCACAAAAAUGCAGAACCAAACAGUCGAUUAUUUGUGUGUUGGCUGUCUGCAGCGGCCCGUCAGACAGGUGGUGUUACAGUAGCACCAGUCUCCUCGCCCUGGUAUGUGAGUACAGCGUGACACAUUAUGAUUGAUGGUGAAAUAACGUGCCCGUGAGGCCUCUCUGGCGCUCAACUCCUUAAGCGCCCAACAUACUGGCGGAGGAGCGGCAGUGUCCUUGAAUCUGCACGCACAAAAUCCCACUUUUCUUUCUAUCAGCUCUUCUGUCGUUUUCCUUUUCUCGAGUGCCCACCCUGAAUGUUGGUGUAAAGAUAAGAAGUAAGAGUGAGCCAGAUGUUGUUUAGGGGGGGUGGAAGUCUUGUGAAAGCUAUUUAGUGAGCCUCGUAGGGAGAGCCGUCCUGUUGUUUUACGUUAACAAGCCGAGCAGCUUGGCAGUGGAACUGAGGCCAUAACUGCUUUGCUUUGUUUCGCCCCCCCUUUUUGCAGCAUUUAUAGCAUUUGCAGGUGUGUGUGUGUGUGUGUGUGUGUGUGUGUGUGUGUGUGUGUGUGUGUGUGUGUGUGUGUGUCUAAUUAACCUUACCCGAGUAAACAAGUGAUAUGCACAUGAAGUGAAGGUGCAGAAAGGUUUGCCAAUGUUUUAAUGUUUGCAAUGACGAGUCUGAACAGCCGAUGAUGAAGGAUUAUCAUUUACAUUUCCCCUGGCCUGAUUUCCUUCUGGUUCACUUCCAUCUCGCCUUGUUAAAUAAGUCUUGACACGUUUUUUUAAUGUUGUAAAUAUGUACUGAACUGCCUCUGCCAUUCAUGUUGUCUUUUUGUAAAAGCGUCACUUGGCCUGGGAUGACUCACGUGUAUGGAUGUACAAACCAGAUGAUGUUAUAUGGAUGUGGAAAACCAGAAACAUAUGCUUUUGUGAUCACGACCAGAAGAUGUGGUUCAGAUAUUACACAGAAUGUAUUCCUUUUUUUUUUUUUUUUUGGUUUUUACGUUGUUUCCAGACAACAACCGCCCAAUUGUAAAUGACUUUGAGGAGAGUACAAAUGUGACGCGGGCUGAUUGGACCCUCUGCUUUUCCUAUAGAGGCACAGACGGGAACUGACACAACAACCCACCACUUUCUGUUACUUUAACGUCCUGGGAGUAAUGGCUCACUCACACACAAAUUAUCCACCUACCUUUCAUGGGGGGAACAAAGGGAUUCUUCUCUCAGUUCAGUCCUGCUCUGUUAUAUCAAAGUCUUCCUUGUACAUUUUUCCUCUGAGGCAAUGAACCACUGACUUUUUAAUCUAAAUGAUAAAAAAAUAAAUUAUUAGUUAAUG
Epinephelus moara (kelp grouper) is the source of this 7242-nucleotide messenger RNA. It is a transcript of the gene ntn2, whose product is annotated as netrin 2. The transcript has 7 exons. The record is from RefSeq and is a predicted model, not a curated record. Bases 667 to 2571 code for a protein of 634 amino acids. NCBI's taxonomy places the organism in Eukaryota, Metazoa, Chordata, Actinopteri, Perciformes, Serranidae. Gene Ontology annotation, molecular function: protein binding.